GGAACAAACUUUUUCUUUUGAAUGGACCUUGCAAACAUGAUCCGAGCUGAGGGAUUUUUCCCUCACUAGAUGCAAUGGAAAUAUGAAAUAUGCAUGCUUAAAACUGACCUGACACCAGCCAAACGAUUAUACAGACUUCGAAAUGGCAACUCGUGCAGGUUUGGUUCGUGGCGCGCGCACAUUCUUUUGGCCUUUCGCUUGUGUGCUUGUGUGUUUUAGUUGUUUUUCCAUCGCCUCCUCCAACCACCACGGCCGUCGGUUGAUCUGCUGGCAAGCGAUAUUGAACUGCCAGUCGGAGCCAGAUUGUCAUUACGCUUAUGACCAGUAUUUGCACGCCUGUGACUCGAUCCUGAGCGGCCAGAGGAAGAAGUGUCCCAGUCACUGCAUCUCGUCGCUGGUGCAACUCAACCUUACCAAGAGCGGCCCGGCGCUGGAGGACUGCAGCUGCGCCUCGGACCCCCGCUGCCGGGAGAUUAAACGAGCCAUCGAACCGUGCUUACCCAAAACCAGCAGCAUGGGCUGCACCGAAGCCCGGCGCCAGUGCGAGAGGGACAUCCAGUGCCGAAGCGCCAUGGGCGAUUAUUUACUCCACUGCGGGCAACUCUUCAGCGGCUCCAGCUGCUCGAACCCGUGCCGCAAUGUCAUCGCGUACAUGCGCACACUUCCCAAAGCUCAACUCCUGGAUACUUGCGUCUGUGAUGGUUCAGAGCGGACUAUCUGCGAGUUUAUCAAAACUAGUAUGAAAACGCUUUGCUUUGACUCUCCCCUUGUGGACGAAGAAGGCUCCAGUGGGUUCGACGAUGAUGAGCCCGAUGAUGAGGAUUACCCAGAGCCCACGAGGAACACAGGUUCUGCUUCUGUGGCAUGUUCUGUUUUGACUGUGGUGGCAUCCAUUGUGGCUCUAGUGCAGCUUCCUUGGUCAAUUUGAAGUCGAGUUAAUGAUCUGCUCCAACGGCUUUUCGGGAAUGGUGCAUUUUGCCAUUUUUCUCCUGCUUCCCAGUUCGUUUUAUGGCAUGCUGUUUAAACAUUUAUUCCUUAAAACGAUCUAGUGUUUAUUCUUAUGUAUAGCAAGCAAUCCAGCAGUGACUAUCAUUUUCAACUUUUUAUUAGGUGUUCAUUAGGCUAUGUUCUUUUUUUUUAGUUUCUAGUGUCUAUCCCGUUUUUUUCUAGUAAACCUUCUUAUCUCACUAUAGUUACAGUUGCUUGUAAUAAGU
This is a messenger RNA of Sinocyclocheilus grahami, 1214 nucleotides long. RefSeq names its product growth arrest-specific protein 1-like. The record is from RefSeq and is a predicted model, not a curated record. The transcript has a single exon. Lineage: Eukaryota; Metazoa; Chordata; Actinopteri; Cypriniformes; Cyprinidae. Gene Ontology annotation, biological process: regulation of cell cycle. The coding region runs from base 143 to 928 and encodes 261 amino acids.